Anastrepha ludens (Mexican fruit fly) is the source of this 4890-nucleotide messenger RNA. It is a transcript of the gene hop, whose product is annotated as tyrosine-protein kinase hopscotch. The record is from RefSeq and is a predicted model, not a curated record. The transcript is spliced from 14 exons. The coding region runs from base 318 to 3878 and encodes 1186 amino acids. Gene Ontology annotation, biological process: cell differentiation; cell surface receptor signaling pathway via JAK-STAT; intracellular signal transduction. Gene Ontology annotation, cellular component: cytoskeleton; cytosol. Gene Ontology annotation, molecular function: non-membrane spanning protein tyrosine kinase activity; cytokine receptor binding; ATP binding. NCBI's taxonomy places the organism in Eukaryota, Metazoa, Arthropoda, Insecta, Diptera, Tephritidae.
AAGUUGUUGUUUCAAAAUGGCGUACAUCUGAUAAAAAAGAGAAGAAUUCAGAAAUGAUAUAAAAGUUGCUACGAUUUACAAGCAAAAUAUAUAUUUUGUACGGCAAUUGCUAUCGGUAUUAAACGUUUCAAUAAUUAAAAAAAAAAUCAUUAAAUUACGCCGACUGUAUGUUCUGUUUAUUAAAUACGUCAUAAAGAUGAAGCAGGAAAAACACGAAAAUAGGUGAAAAAUACAUCGUACAAUGCGAAAAAGGAAAGGAAUUUGAAGCGAGUACUACAAUCUGAAGGCAUCUGUUUUUAGUGUUUCUCCACUUUUUAAUGAUACGCUCAUUGGGUGAAAAGUUUGAAAUAUAUCAGUGGAUUAUGAACCAAGCUUCCAACGCAUCUGGUACAACACAUACUACUAUUACUUUGUUGGACACCAGUAGUGCCUCAUUUUCCAUGGGAUGCGUCAAUUCGCUACGUAGUAAUGGGAACAUUAGUAAUGGCGACCAUGGCGAUGUGUCCAGCUCUACAACGCCAUCUCAGUCGCCAGCUUCUUCCACGAGGAUGUCGCCACAAACUACAAACAAGAUCUUCAACUACGAAGACCUAAAGGAUUAUGAAUUCGCCAAUUCUCUCACUUGUGAGGACAUCUGCUUAUCAUUGUGUCGCCAGCUUAAAAUAUUACCUACGACUCGGUUAUUGUUUGGAUUACGAGUCUUGGACUCAGAAAAUGAAUGGGCAAUUCCCGGCAAUAGUUUGAAGCGUGGUGUUCGCUACUGUUUCCGUAUGCGGAUUAAAGUUCCGAAUAUUGAUACCCAACUAAAAAACUUGGAUAAAGAGGCCUAUGAGUAUCUAUAUUGGCAAAUUCGUUACGAUAUAGUAAACGAGAAAAUUCCCGAAAUACGGCAUCCAGAGAAAAAAGAUAGUGUGAUGGGUUUUGCCGUUAUGGAUAUGUCCAUCGAUUUGGAAGCAAACAGUACAGCAGCCGAAAGAUUGGAGAAAAAUUAUAAGCGUGAAAUAAUUGAACAAAUAGAAAACAAUUAUAAACGUUAUCUGCCUCACACACUCUUAAAACAGCACAAAUAUUUUGUGAAAUCUAAAAUAUGUGGAUUUUUCAGAAAUGUACGGGAAAAGAAGAUUGGUUUUACAGAAUUCAAAUUUUAUUAUAUCUCUGAAGUGUGUAAGUUGGCUUCCAAUUAUUUAAUGGAAAUGUAUGUUGCUACUGUAAAUUAUAUCCCAAAUGAUGAUCUGUUAUCGGACCGCUCACUGGCGGUUGGGAACGAUUACAGCGAAAAUGGUGGCACGAGAGUUUUUGUAAAAUUAGACACUCAUGACCACCCAGAGCCUGGCUUGAAAAUUUCACGGGAGAAAGUAAAGUGGACGCUUUUGGCAAAGGUCGAGGAUAUUUUUGCAAUUUGCAUUGAGGGUAGUGUGUGCGCUUAUUUGGAAAUAACCGGAUUACCCCAGGGCUAUCGCAUGCGAUUCGAGUCGCAAGUUGAACUAGAAUCUUUUAUUACAUAUAUAGGAGGUUAUUUAAGAGUAACUGCGAAGUGGAUGACUGAUUUGUGUGCCAACUAUCCAACUCCAUCUUUGCAAAAACUAAAGGAUCUCAAAUGCCAUGGGCCAAUCGGUGGUGCUUUUUCUUUUGCCAAAUUGCGGGAAAAAUCGAAAAAAGGUGUCAGCUGCAUAAUCCGACAAUGCGAAAAAGAAUAUGAUGUAUAUUAUAUCGACAAGAAUACACAGACAUCACUAAAAGGCAGGUUAGGGGAGAACAUAAUCACCACUAAAAUAACCAGAGAAAACAACAAAUGGCUACUACAUUCAAACGAAGGCUUAAAAGCAUUUGAAACUUUGAAGGAUUUGAAGAAUUCUAUUUCGCCACAAAUGCUGUGGCUUCCACCAUCGGAAUAUGAUAAGGCACCACUUCUGCUCAUUUGUUUGCCAAAAAAUUUACAACCAAAGAAGACUGAUACGGAGCUAAGUGAAGCUGAGCUCCGCAAAAGAAAAGUUCAAAUAUUUGAUCGGAAACAUGAUUUACGAUGGUAUAAAAAUACACAACGUAUUUGUGACAAUGGAAAGAUUAUGACAGUUCGCGGAGACUGGGUCCAAGACGGUGGUUGUAAAGACGUUAGUGUCAUGCUAAAAAUCUUUUUGUCGGAAAGUGACCCUAAGGAAUUCACAGAUUUAGCGAGCGUUUGCAGUCAAAUUUUUUCUGCACAAUUUCUUAAGCUGCACGGUUUGACAUUAACUACUCCGUACACCAUGGUAAUGGAGUACACACCUUACGGGCCGCUUGAUGAGUUCCUGCGAAAUCAUAAAGACAAAAUUUCUCUAAAGAUGCUAAUAUCUAUAGUGUAUGAUUUGGUUAGAGGAAUCGUAUACUUGAAAGAGAAAGGAUUCUAUCAUGGAUUUAUUAGAUGCUCUAAUAUGUUCGUGACGAAAUUCGAUCCAAAGUCGAACUUGAUUGAGGCGAAAAUUGGCGAUCCUGGAAUUCAUCGUUCCUAUUCUUACGAAGAUUUGCCGUGGAUACCCCAGGAGUAUUAUAAUAAUCUCAAUGGCGUGCAUGGUGAUAUGUGCGCAGAUGAGUGGGCUUUCGCAACGACUAUUUGGGAAAUAUUUGCAUAUGGUAAGCCCCCAUUGGAAGAACUCGAAUGUGUUGGAAAAUCAAACAUGGUUGCCGAAAAGCUAUUAAUUAAUCGUUCCCAAACUGGUGGCAUACUAGACAAACCAAGUGAAAGUUGCCCAGACGUUAUUUAUUUCACCAUGUUGGAUGGUUGGAGCUUAGACGCUCACAGUCGUUUUCAUUAUCAAGAAAUCUUUGCGAGAAUAUGCGCCAUCAAAGAGAAGGGCACGUCUAACUAUGAAACAGUUGUCACCGAAGUAUCUGAUGAUUGUUUUCUGUAUGAUAGCGAUAUGUGCUCAUCAAAUGCUUUAGAUAAUGGAAAUAGUGGGGGCGGUGACACUUUGUCAGAUCACUCAACCACACCAUUUAUUCCCGUCAGUCAACGAUUUCAACCUUUUGGUAUGCGCCAUAAUCGACCCUAUGAUGACACACAAUGGGUUAUAACCUUGCCAGUGGGAAAAGUGAUCAUUCAUGAACAAAUUGGCGAGGGACAUUACGGUACUGUGCAUUUGGGCGAAUUACGUUACAACGAACCAAAUACAGCGCCAGAGGAAGUGGCAGUUAAAUCAUUAAAGACCGGACCUACGGCGAACCCAAAAGAUUUCUUACGGGAAAUAAAGAUAAUGCAGUCCCUGAAUCAUCCGAAUGUUGUUAAAAUUAAAUAUUCGGUCAACGAGCCUAUUUCUAUUAUAAUGGAAUACGUAUCUGGAGGUUCUUUCCAUGUGUAUCUAAGAUCUCAGAGGCCUAAUUUGACCAAUGAAAGGCUGUUGCGUUUUGCCAGUGAUAUUGCUAAGGGUAUGGACUAUUUAGCGAGUAAAAAGAUUAUACAUAGAGACUUGGCAACGCGAAACAUUUUAGUGGAUAAGGAUCGUGUCAAAAUAUCAGAUUUUGGAUUGGCACAAUUCGCGAAUGCAGAUGGUUACUAUCUCGUAGCGAGCCAGCGGGAUAUACCCAUAAAAUGGUAUUCGCCGGAGUCUAUAGCAUACAAUAAAUUCUCACUGAAGUCAGAUGUUUGGUCCUAUGGCGUGACGUUGUUUGAAAUGUUUUCACGUGGGGAAAUGCCGAAUCUUGAUCCUAAGCGGGAAAUAGCUCAAGAGGAGUUUUUGCAGCGACUGCAGCAGGGUGAAAGGCUUCAAAAACCAGAUUUAUGCCCACAAAUUGUGUACAACAAACUAAUGCUACCUUGCUGGCAAGCUGAUCCGAAAGCGCGACCAACCUUCGCCAUGCUGCUCAACGCUAUACAGACAAUCGAAGAAAGAGAAGUCGUUUAAAAUGAAUAACCUCUGAGCUAUUUAUCUAUGUCAACACCUUUUCGAGCAUCUUCUAUUCACGUUUCGGCGACAGAUAGUUUAAUUUAUGCAUUCUACUUGUGAUUAGUAUCAAGGUUUACUUGCAAUGGUACGCCGCGGCGAGUUUUACUGCAUGUAAAAGCUUUACGUUAAAAGUAAACAUUUAAACACGUCCCUUCUAUUCGCUCCAUCGAAAAUUUGAACAGUAUAUAUUAAUGGAAGUGAUCCCAUAAAAAAGCGAGUAUUUAGCUCAGCUGCCAACAACUGCAUGUGUGUAUUUAGAUCAUUUGAUAAAAAAUUCGAGCUUACAUAUCUACUAAGUAUGUGGCUCCUACUCCACGGUGGACAGUUCAAAUAUUUUUCAUCACAUAUAACUGCCAGCUCUCCUCCUACGUUAGUAAUACGUCCCCUUUACUUAUUUUAUUAUUUUUUUUUGUUUUAGCCAUACGCUGAUUUGACCAGAUAACACGAUAUGACCUAUGAAGAGCUGCCAUAAUUUCUUCCAACUUUGAAAAAUAAAUUCGUUAAUUGCUUUGCUAUAAAAGUUACUAUGAACAUAUUAUAUGUUCGAGUCCUUUUUCAUAAUUUGAACUGAAAAUCGAAAUGUGUAUUAGCUUUUCAGGUAGUAAAGUUGCUAUUACUAUUCACUUCCGCUUAGCCAAUUUAUAUACACAAAUGUAUGUACAUAUAUACACAUAUUCGUAUAUUUUCAUUUGUAAGUUUUUAAGUCCAACUAAGUCUAGGCCUAUAGCUUAUAUAUGUAUGUAUAUGUAGUUAAGAUUUGCAUUUUUAUUGAAGUGUAAGAAUAUAUUUGCAAUGUUGUGUCUUAGUUUCCUUAGAAUUAGUUUGGUUUAUUUACGUUCAAUUUUACCAGAAAAUUGUUUUAGUAUAACACUCGUAUGAUAUACAUACAUACAUAAAUACAUUAUAAGGACGCCAUAUCUAAGCUUUUGUGAAAUUUUUCUUCGAAUAAAUUUAAAAAUGUUUGGAAUAA